CGCUAAGAUGCCACGUAUCAAAAAGGCAUCACGCAACAUGACGACCAUGAAGAAUAAUCGCACGUAUGGUCUUCUUCAUACCAUCUGUAAGAUCGCAUUUUUGAGCUGCGGUACCAACUUUUGGUUUGAGGACAUGGAUUGUCCUGCAAAAUUGAUGAAAAUCUACAACGCAAUAGCUCCAGUCCUCGAAGUCUUAGUAGCUUUGUUUAUUAUGUCCCAUUUCGGUGCUUUUUGGACGCAGCCGAAUUUAACUGAAAAGCAGAGCACCGAUCGAAUGUUAUUGACGUGUGUUAAUGGCCUUACGUAUUUAGUUUAUGUCAACAUUUUAUAUCAUAAGCGAGAGAUCAGAGAGUUGGUGAUGACACUUGCUGUGAGGUUGAACGAGGUUUGUAACGAUGGAACCAUCGAGAAAAUGAUGCUUAGAAGAACGUUCCGGUAUAUAACGGCGCUUGUUUUUAUAUGCAGCUCUGCGAUGUUUUCUUAUGGGCUUGGGAGUGGGAUUCAGGCGCUUACAACAAACGCGACUUUCACCAACAUGAUCCCUGUAUGGCCAGACGUUGAAGACCGAAGAAUUAUCGCCGCAGCCGCUCGCAUAGUCCACUACAUCGUCUGGUUGUUUUUCUUGGCCCGGGUCAUCGCCAUCUACACGUUAAUUCUCACCAACACAAUUAGUAUCGCGCACCAGUUCAAGCAUCUGUGCAAAUAUUUUGAAGACCUGAACGAUAUCUUUGAAGGAAAUGGCAGUCAGGAGGAAAAGGAGAGGAAAUAUGAAAAUGCUUUUAAAGUUGGGAUUAAAAUGCAUGCUAUCACGCAAUGGUGCACGAAGCAGAUACAGCUAACGGCCGGCAUGGCGUUCAACGGUCAGGUCAUAAUCAACGUCUGCUCACUCGGCCUGCUCAUGAUUCAGAUGAUGUCCACAGAGCGUACUCUGGUCGCAAUGAUGCAGAUCUUUUUAAUGGUGUUGUUAAUCCUGAUCGGCACUGGACUAUUCUUAUGGAACGCUGGAGACAUCACCAUCGAGGCGUCUUUCCUGCCAGCGGCCAUGUUCCACUCGGGCUGGCACAACUGCACGAGGCAGUCCUCGGUGCGUGUGCGCAAGCUGGUCACCAUCUCCAUCGCGCAAGCGCAGAAACCUGUCGUCAUCAAGAGUUUCGGAUUCAUAGAACUCUCUUAUCAAUCGUAUGUAUCGAUCGUGAAGGCAUCGUACUCCAUAUUCUCAGUUAUUUAUUAA
Molecule: messenger RNA, 1231 nt
Organism: Cydia amplana
Lineage: Eukaryota; Metazoa; Arthropoda; Insecta; Lepidoptera; Tortricidae
Exons: 7
Coding region: 8-1231 (407 amino acids)
Biological process (GO): sensory perception of smell; detection of chemical stimulus involved in sensory perception of smell
Cellular component (GO): plasma membrane
Molecular function (GO): odorant binding; olfactory receptor activity
Source: RefSeq, a predicted model, not a curated record